CUACAGCUUCCGCUAUGUGUGACGCCCCUGCUUUCAGCCAAUCACAGUCCGCCUCUGUAGGAGGAGCUUGUGGGUGUUUUGAUGUGUCGCUUGCACGUGGAGGCACGAGGUAAACCCAGUUGGAGACGAAAACUAGAGUUAACCUGGGUUUUUUUUCAUUUUACUAAAAGUUUUUUUUAAAGUUCUGACAACCUCCAGUGACGACAUGUCAGCGGCAGGUCAAACGAGUGGAAGCCGGGAUAUACCAGCUGUCAGGCGGGUUGCCGUCCUCGAGGCUGCUCACAUGCCCCAGGAAUACUCCACCACCCCCGGGGGGACCAUGUUCAGCACUACGCCUGGAGGAACUCGGAUCAUCUACGACAGGAAAUUCCUACUUCAGUGUCGGACUUCUCCUCUGACUCGCACACCUCCAAAACUCCCCGACAUUCCAGGAGUCACCACGUCACUCAAACGGGAGUCCUCCACCGAGACAAACCAGCUGACUGAGAGCAGUGACGCUGAGCAACACAGCUUACAUGCAGAGAGUGCAGUUACACUACUUCGAGAAAAUGCAUCGCCAGAGACAUCUGAGUCAUUCAGCGCUGCAGGAGAUGACGCCCAGUUUGACAUGGACAUCUGAAGAGGAUUAAAACAAGUCAUUGCAACUUCAUUAUCAGUGUUUAGUGCUAGUGCUAGUACACAAGAUUUUUUUUAGACCAGUCCUAUUAAAAACUUCAGAAUGUGGAAUGUCUAAUCAGUUUUUUUUAAAAGGGAUUUACAUUUGUAUUGUAAUAAUGAAUGUGCACGAUAAACUAUGACAAAAUGUCAUGAUGGAUCAUGACGGUUUUGGAAA
This is a messenger RNA of Nerophis lumbriciformis (worm pipefish), 832 nucleotides long. Its product is annotated as eukaryotic translation initiation factor 4E-binding protein 2-like. Gene Ontology annotation, biological process: negative regulation of translational initiation. NCBI's taxonomy places the organism in Eukaryota, Metazoa, Chordata, Actinopteri, Syngnathiformes, Syngnathidae. Gene Ontology annotation, molecular function: eukaryotic initiation factor 4E binding. The record is from RefSeq and is a predicted model, not a curated record. Gene Ontology annotation, cellular component: cytoplasm.